Messenger RNA from Cantharellus anzutake, 1782 nucleotides. Its product is annotated as WD40-repeat-containing domain protein. Gene Ontology annotation, biological process: negative regulation of transcription by RNA polymerase II. Gene Ontology annotation, molecular function: protein binding. Lineage: Eukaryota; Fungi; Basidiomycota; Agaricomycetes; Cantharellales; Hydnaceae. The transcript has 9 exons. The record is from RefSeq and is a predicted model, not a curated record. Gene Ontology annotation, cellular component: nucleus; transcription repressor complex. The coding region runs from base 1 to 1782 and encodes 593 amino acids.
AUGGCUGCGGCCGUCUCUACUAGAUCUUCCCGCAACAACAACACUUCAACUCCUUCUCUCUCCUUGGCAGCCUUGGGGAGAGCUCCUGGACGCUUGUCUUUGGGGGGGCGUCGAAUUACCUCCAGAGACCUUCAGAUACACGAGGCUACCAACGAACUUCUAAAUAUCGAAAUACCUGAAGAAGAUAAUAACAGUUCUACGGACGUGAGUCUACUUCGCGGAUUCAAAGCUACGAACCCUGGUGCCAACGAUGGAAGAGCACGGCGAAGAAAGAUGCGAAAUGUUGACGAACCCUUGGCACCUGAACAAGUGGCGACCGACGUUUCCCCAAGGCCGAGGCAACCCUCGGAAACCCGCAAAAGACGGCCUCGUAUAUCCCUUGCAACCGAUGUAAGGCUAGGAAGAGCCGAGCUUGAGAGACAAAUUCACGAGAUUUCAAUUGACCAAGAAAACAUCAAAGUGCGGCGAGCGCUUCUCGUGGCUGAAGUUGCAGAUAUUUCGGAAAAGAUAAACUCCCUUGAAAACUUGCGCAAAGGCAUUGACCUCCAACUAUUGAAGUUACAAGAAGACGACCUGGAGUUAAGCGAAGAAUUAGAGGGUGUUGAAGACCGCCUUGCAUUCGAAGAAUCCUCGUUACCCGGCAAAGAUUUACACAUGCCUGCGACACAAUACAGUGUGAGGCCAAUACGACGGAAGCGAGGACCCGCUUUUUUCCCAUCUGAGCACGACGAACUGCCUCGCGGCGCCGCUUUUAUGACGCUCUCUGGGCACAAAGGUCCAAUAAGUGCUCUUGACUUUUCCGCGCCCUACGGACUGCUUGUUAGUGCCUCCUUGGGAGUACCGGAUGAGCCCGAAUGGGCCCGAGUGUGGGAUUUGACAACAGGAAAGCAAAUUGGGCGCCUUUGCGGGGAAGAGGGAAACAAUGAUGCAAUCAAAUGUGCGCAGGUCGAAGAGAACAUCUGCGCUACUGGGGGGACAGAUUGCAGCGUCAAUUUGUGGGAUCUGAAACGGGUAGGGGAUCCUGUGUCGACUGACAUCGUAACUCUGACUCGAAAUGACCCGGGCGCCGGCGUAAGUGUUUUACGCGGCCAUAGCGGCCCUGUGACUGCUUUAUAUUUCGAUGAUUUGUAUUUGGUCAGCGGUGCCUCCGACAAAACAAUCCGACAAUGGGAUCUCUCCACAGGACAGUGCAUUCAAACCAUGGACCUCUUAUGGGCUAUCUCGCAUCCACCAGCCAUGUUGAGCAGGGGCUCCAGGCAAGGGCUCCUAGAUGUUUCUUCGCCUGCCUUUGCAGUUCCUACUCAACCUCUUUCUGAUGGAAGUUGGGACAUGUAUCAAGAUUUCAUCGGCGGAUUACAGUUCUGGGGUUAUGCUCUCGUCAGUGGCAGUGGAGAUGGUGCUGUUCGAAUGUGGGACAUGCGCACUGGCCAACCGCAUCGGACGCUGAUGGGACAUACGGAACCAGUAACCUCUGUUCAAUUUGACGAGUUUCAUAUCAUCAGUGGAAGUCUGGACAAAACAAUCAGAAUUUGGGACAUAAGGAAUAGUGUCAUGACAGACACCAUUCGGUUCGAUUAUCCGGUUUCGGCCCUACAAUUCGACCCGCGCAGGAUCAUUGCGUGUUGUGGUGAGAACGGGGUGAAGACAUAUAACCGAACAACUCUUCACCUGUCUUCUCUUGAAGCGAACGGUCAUAGCAGGCCCUGUGAGAGAGUGAGAUACAUGGACACGUAUAUGGUUUCGGGGGGGCGAGAUUCGGUAUUGAAAGUAUGGGCACUGUAG